AUGGAGUCAAUAGCAGGAAAAAUUGAGGAAGCAAAUGGGCAAUCACAGAAAAAUCAAAAGUUAAAUUCCUCUGGAGUGACAGCUGAUUAUGAUCAUGAUCGACCGCAGGAAAUGACAGCUUCGUAUUCGGAAAUAUCUUUUGAUUCCCAGCAAUCAUCACCGCCUGUUUCUGAACUACGGUCGCUAGUUCUUGGUGAUGAUGACGAUGAUAUUGAUGAUGACAAUGACAUUCCUGGAUUGCCGGAUCAUUUGGAUGACGAUUUUAAAGCUAACUGUAAUUCAGCAAUUCCCCAUGAUAGACCGGCUAAACUAAAAUUAAAAGAACCAACGAAACCAUUUACUCAAUCAGACUAUCGUAAGGCAAUGGGUUACCUCAGACUUGAAGCAGGAACUGUAAUGCAAGACGGUGACAUGGUUUUAUUUGUCGCUGAAGAUUUAGAAAACAAAAUAAAAUUAUCAAGUCCAAUUACCUCAAGUACUAGCAGUAAAAAGAGCGGAGAGUUAUCAUUUUCAGGUUCAUCUCGUAGUUCUACGCCCUGCCUUUAUAGACAAGCAUUGAAUCCUCAGUUGCCUUUACCAGCAGAUCACAAUGUUUUAAAUGAGUUAGAACUAGAAGCUAGAAAAAUAGCGACUUCUGUUGAUUCAUUGACUGAAAAUUUAGCUGCUAUUUUGCACAGUGCUUCUGCAGUUACUGUCGAUUGUUUGGAAUCAUACAGAGAUGCAGUUUGUAAAACCUGUGAUGGAGUAGAUCAUAAUAUUAAAUCAAUGUACCAGUUAAUGGCAAAAUCUGAAGAAUUAUCAAAAUCGAUGGGUUCUAUCUACAAAUUGGCCGAUCAAAUAAAAACAAUUAAACGACUGCUAGACUUAUUCGAAGGAGCUAUUAACUUUUGA
Molecule: messenger RNA, 891 nt
Organism: Cotesia congregata
Lineage: Eukaryota; Metazoa; Arthropoda; Insecta; Hymenoptera; Braconidae
Source: the annotation of a GenBank genome assembly